CCCUCGCCCUCUCCAUCCUCUUCGUGCAUUAUCCCCACCUCCCACUCCUCCAUAACCCACCAAAAAAUCCCAUUAAAUCCAGUAAAAAUAUAUAAAAAACGUCAAAUUAAAGAGGUUUCUGCUGGUAAUCCUCGCUUCAUUCUCCAUUUUGAGCCGAUUCUCUCCACCGUCAUCGUGGUGGUGCGCUCAAAGAUCGGUUUUUUAGGGUUAUUUGGGUUGUUUUUUUGAUAUGGGUGAAGGGGGGAGAGGGAAGGAGAUGAAGUACGUGUUGGUGACUGGGGGAGUGGUGAGUGGGUUGGGGAAGGGGGUCACGGCGAGUAGCAUUGGGGUCGUGCUUAAAGCGUGUGGGCUCCGUGUGACCUCCAUUAAGAUUGAUCCAUACCUGAACACUGAUGCAGGAACAAUGUCCCCAUUUGAGCAUGGGGAGGUCUUUGUUUUAGAUGACGGUGGUGAGGUGGACUUGGAUCUUGGAAACUAUGAGAGAUUCUUAGAUAUCAAACUAACUUGCGACAACAACAUCACAACUGGGAAAAUAUAUCAGUCUGUCAUAAACAAGGAGAGAAAAGGAGAUUACCUUGGGAAAACAGUUCAGGUCGUGCCUCACAUUACUGACGCCAUACAAGAGUGGAUCGAGCGCGUGGCGAUGGUACCAGUAGAUGGCAAAGAAGGACCGGCUGAUGUCUGUGUUAUUGAGUUGGGUGGAACGAUAGGGGACAUAGAAUCAAGGCCUUUUAUUGAAGCUUUAAGCCAAUUUUCUUAUAGAGUAGGACCUCAAAACUUUUGCCUGGUUCACGUCAGUCUUGUGCCUGUGCUGAGUGUUGUUGGUGAACAGAAAACUAAGCCGACCCAGCAUAGUGUUCAGAGAUUAAGAGCACUUGGAUUGACACCAAAUAUUCUAGCCUGUCGAAGUACUAAGCCUCUGGGUGAAAAUGUUAAAGAAAAGUUGUCACAAUUUUGCCAUGUUCAGGUAGAAAAUAUCAUAAGCUUGUAUGAUGUUUCGAACAUUUGGCGCAUCCCUUUACUUUUAAAGGACCAGAAUGUGCAUGUAGCUGUUUUAAGAAUUCUGAGGCCUUGGGGUGCUUCUUGGGAGCCCAAGUUGGAGAAAUGGAUCAAGAUGGCUAAUAAUUGUGACUCAUUAGAUGAUCCUGUCAGAAUUGCAAUGGUUGGAAAAUACACUGGUCUUUCUGAUUCUUAUCUCUCUGUUUUAAAGGCUCUUUUGCAUGCUUCUAUUGCUUUGCGAAGGAAACUUGUAGUUGAGUGGGUUCCUGCAUCUGAUCUCGAAGAGCAAACUGCAAAAGAGACACCUAAUCUAUAUGAAAAAGCAUGGAAUUUGCUGAUGGGUUCAGAUGGUGUGCUAGUUCCUGGGGGCUUUGGGGACCGGGGGGUACAAGGGAAAAUUCUCGCUGCAAAAUAUGCCAGAGAAAAUAAUGUUCCUUUUCUUGGCAUUUGCCUCGGCAUGCAAAUUGCCGUAAUUGAGUUUGCUCGCUCUGUUCUUAAUUUGAAGGAUGCAAACAGCACAGAGUUUGAUCCCGAAACGAAAAACCCGUGCAUCAUUUUUAUGCCAGAGGGCUCAAAAACACAUAUGGGGGGGACAAUGCGACUUGGAUCAAGGCGAACAGUAUUCCAUUCUUUGGACUCCAAAUCAGCCAAGUUGUAUGGGAAUGUCAAAUUUGUUGAUGAGCGGCAUCGCCAUAGAUAUGAGGUCAAUCCUGAUAUGGCGGUAGAAUUCGAACAUGCUGGUCUUGAAUUUGUCGGUAGAGAUGAAUCUGGAAAGCGUAUGGAGAUACUUGAGCUGCCUUCUCAUCCAUAUUACGUUGGCGUCCAGUUUCAUCCAGAGUUCAAGUCGAGACCUGAAAGACCCUCUGCUCCAUUUUUAGGUUUGAUAGCUGCUUCAUGUGGGCAAUUGGAUGCUCUGCUCCAAGCUUCAAGCCAACGUCACCAUUUAAUUCCCAAAAGAGUUCAGAGCAAUGUUAUCUCGAACGGAAAUAUAUACCAAAAUGGAGCUCCAAAUAAGACGGUUAAAAACAUAAUGGGAGGGGUCGUAUUUUCGAAUGGUAACGGUGUGCAUGUCUAAGAAAACAUCUGGGUUUGUUUUAGUUUUGGUUUCGUUCUCUGUGUUUUCUUUCAAGUCAUGCUUUAGUGCCAGUUCACUUCUUGGUUUUAGUUUUGUAUAGCCUAAGCUGAUAACUAUGAGAAGCAUCUUCUAGCUUUGAUGUAUCUGUUGUAAGAAAUACGGCUAGUUCCGAGGUUUUUACGGGGAACGGCUUCUUAUUUUUGCGUUGUAAGAACUUGUGAUAUAAUGAACUUUUUGAAAGUAA
This is a messenger RNA of Ananas comosus (pineapple), 2318 nucleotides long. Its product is annotated as CTP synthase-like. NCBI's taxonomy places the organism in Eukaryota, Viridiplantae, Streptophyta, Magnoliopsida, Poales, Bromeliaceae. Gene Ontology annotation, biological process: pyrimidine nucleobase biosynthetic process; CTP biosynthetic process. The transcript is spliced from 21 exons. The coding region runs from base 230 to 2074 and encodes 614 amino acids. The record is from RefSeq and is a predicted model, not a curated record. Gene Ontology annotation, molecular function: CTP synthase activity; identical protein binding.